Asterias rubens (European starfish) is the source of this 3096-nucleotide messenger RNA. Its product is annotated as cAMP-specific 3',5'-cyclic phosphodiesterase 4C-like. Gene Ontology annotation, biological process: signal transduction. Gene Ontology annotation, cellular component: perinuclear region of cytoplasm; cytosol; nucleus. The record is from RefSeq and is a predicted model, not a curated record. The transcript is spliced from 14 exons. Gene Ontology annotation, molecular function: 3',5'-cyclic-AMP phosphodiesterase activity. Lineage: Eukaryota; Metazoa; Echinodermata; Asteroidea; Forcipulatida; Asteriidae. The coding region runs from base 266 to 2488 and encodes 740 amino acids.
GAGACAAAAAUCAGAGACUUCUCCAUGAGAAUUCUCCACGAGAAGCACUGUAAUCCUUUUUUGGUGAGGAUGCUUUGAAAGAAGCAGACCAGUCGUGUGUUUUUAGUACAAUCCAUCCAUCAAGUCACGUUUCGGACUCGGCAGCACAGCCCCCCUACAGGCCGUGAAUAUUCGAUUGGAUCACACCAAAACAACAUUAUCGCUGUCCUCAUCUGUGGUAUGGGGAUAAUCUGAGAAAGUAAUUGCUACGUUAUCAGGAUCACUCAUGACACUUAACUGUUCUUUCAUGAGACCGUACGGAGGACACUUUCCAUGCUGCUCACCCCGAGCAGGCAACUUAAGCCCAGUAUCACCGUUGCUCUCACCAUUUCGAGAGCGGAAUCCUCCACUGAGUGCUAAAGAUCCCGAGAUGUCGCGGCUGAGCUUGAAAAUACGCAAGCUCUCUGAGCCCGUUUUCAGCUUUGAUGUUGAGAAUGGCGCAUCACCGAGCAGGAGUCCGGGCAUUGAUGCGGCGAGCCCAUCGUCUGGCCUCAUCCUCUCGGCAAACUUCCCACAGAGGAGAGAAUCCUUCUUGUACAGAUCCGACAGCGAUUUUGACCUGUCGCCAAAGUCUAUGUCCAGAAACUCAUCCAUUACAAGCGAUUGUCACAAUGCAGAAGACGUGAUCGUCACCCCCUUCGCCCAAAUUCUUGCCAGUUUGCGGAGUGUUCGCAAGAACUAUACCUCUCUCACAGGGUUACCGUCCAAUUUUAACAGACAGUCGCCUAAAGACAAGUUACAUCAAAUCAAACCUAAUCCACCUAAUGUUGAUGAGAGCUAUGGUAAGAUGGCGUUUGAUACCCUUGAAGAGUUAGACUGGUGCCUGGAACAGCUGGAGUCAAUGCAAACACAUCGCUCAGUCAGCGAUCUGGCAACAAGUAAAUUCCGACGUAUGCUCGGUAGAGAACUCUCUGCGUUUUCAGAGACCAGUAAAUCAGGCAACCAGGUAUCAGAGUACCUGUUAAGUACAUAUAUAGACAAACACACGGAUAUUGACAUGCCCGUCCAACCACCACGAGAUGCCCCGUCACCCUCUCCAAUCCCAAAGAAUGCCCCGUCAAGAGUCGACAGUAAAGGGUCUACGACAACAACCUCAGGACCGCUGUCUGCACGACGGAGCAACGACGCAGUCACCAAAAUCAAAGGCAUUCAAAAGUUGAAGCACCACAACAGCUUGUCGCAGGAUGUUGUGUCACGGUACGGCGUCUCAUACGAAAAAGAAGAAGAUAUGGAGAAGGAGAUGGAGAAUCUUGAUAGAUGGGGAUUUGAUGCUUUCAGGGUUGAUGCCCUCACGAAUCACAGACCUCUCACAGCAGUCACAUUCACAGUCCUGCAGGAAAGAGGAUUAUUAAAGACGUUUCAGAUUCCUCACAAGACGCUAAUCACAUACAUGAUGAUAUUAGAGGAUAACUACAAUAAAGAUGUCAAGUAUCACAACCAGAUCCAUGCUGCAGACGUGGUCCAGUCUACCAACUAUUUACUUUCAGCACCAGCACUUGAGAAUGUAUUCACAGAUAUUGAGACUCUUGCAGCGUUAUAUGCUGCAGCAAUACACGAUGUAAGGCACCCUGGUCUGAACAACCAGUUCCUCAUUGCCUCAAGUUCUGAGCUAGCAAUUCUGUACAAUGAUGAGUCAGUAUUAGAGAACCACUCUGUGGCUGUAGCCUUCAAAUUACUGCAGCUGGAAAACUGUAACCUGUUUGAAACACUGACCAAGAAGCAGCUGCAACAGCUCAGGCGAAUGGUGAUUGAUAUGGUGUUAGCAACAGACAUGUCCAAGCACAUGAGCUUACUAGCCGAUCUGAAGACAAUGGUAGAGUCCAAGAAGGUUGCUGGAUCAGGGGUGCUCCUCCUAGACAACUACAACGACAGAAUGAUGGUUUUGAAUAACUUGGUCCACUGCGCUGAUCUUGGUAAUCCAACCAAGCCACUGCACAUCUAUCGCAAGUGGACGGAGCGUGUGAUGGAAGAGUUCUUCCUACAGGGUGAUCUAGAGAGACAGAAAGGAAUGGAAGUCAGUCCCAUGAUGGACCGGUAUAAUGCAUCCAUCGAAAAGUCACAGGUUGGUUUCAUUGACUACAUCGUGCAUCCGUUGUGGGAGACGUGGGCGGAUCUUGUCUACCCAGACGCCCAGGAGCUCCUAGAUCUUCUGGAAGAGAACCGUGACUGGUAUAGCAGCCAGAUCCGCAACAGCCCUACCCCGACGUCUGAAGACGAUACAAUCAAAGAGGCAGACGAUGACGAGAAGUUUCAAUUUGAGAUGUCUCCGGUGGAGCAUCAGGAUGUGACAAGUAUAAACUCUGGCGACACGCCCGUGCCAAACGAAACCAAGACUGUGGUCAAGUCGAACUCUAAGGAAUUCUCACAUCCGGAUGUCGUCAAAACGGAAGACCUGGAGAACAAGUUUGCAAAGUUGAAAGAAAAGUCUUCAAAGGAGACGGAUUUAUAAUAGACUGAGGGAAUUCACUCUCAUGAUCUGUAUAUGCCAGUGCAUUUAUUUAUAUUAGCGAUUAAACCUGAAGAAAGCCAGCCACCUAGGAUAUUAUGGAGUCAAUGAGAUUUUAACUCUACCACUGUUUCGUGUUCACCUAGUUUUACUGAAGCCACAAUGGGAAAAGUGUAGGGGAAUUUUGAGCUCUACUGCUGUUUCAUGUACACCUAUUUAAGCCACAGUAGAAACUUUGACAUGUUUUACCCUCCAGGAUGUUAUAGUUCCACUGCUGUUUCAUGUAUCGGAUGUUUUAUUAAAUUACCGGAGUUGCUGAUUCUUUGGCAUCAAACAGCAUGGAAUCUUUGAACCAGAGUCGUCAACAAUGCACAAUCAUCAUAUUUUUGAGCAAAUGAUUUGCCUUUAUCCCUGCUGCAUGCCAUCACAAUUCAGGCCGCUGAGACGUUGCCCCCUCCUCAUCCCCCACCCAACAGAAUGUAACGGACAAGCGAAGCACCAGAGCUACAGUUUUAAUUAUCAACUCGGUUGUAUGUGCUAGAGGAUGAAUCUUAUUUACAACUGAUGCAUGGAGGAGUAGCAGGGCCUGUAACUCUAUGUACAUACCUUAC